Gastrolobium bilobum is the source of this 799-nucleotide messenger RNA. Its product is annotated as biogenesis of lysosome-related organelles complex 1 subunit 1. The record is from RefSeq and is a predicted model, not a curated record. Lineage: Eukaryota; Viridiplantae; Streptophyta; Magnoliopsida; Fabales; Fabaceae. Gene Ontology annotation, biological process: endosomal transport. Bases 83 to 484 code for a protein of 133 amino acids. Gene Ontology annotation, cellular component: BLOC-1 complex. The transcript is spliced from 4 exons.
UGUGCCUCUUGCUCAGGUGAAUACCAACAUGCCAGUGUUUCGUAGACUGAAAAAAGAGGGGAACAGAGUGAAAUAGAAUUGAAUGAAAAAAAAAGGAAUGGACGCAGAGGCAAAGGGGUUAGAAGCUUCUCUGCAGCAUUUGCUUCACCUUCACCAACACAACUCUCUCAUACUUGCUCACCACACUGAUAAAGCGAAGAAGGACGCAAUAAGGAAAGCCGAGCGUGUUUCGGAUCUGUUGGUGGAAGCUGUGGAUGGUGGUGUGCAAGAUUCCUUCAUCAACCAGAAGCGUAUUGAGCACGAAAUUCGAGCUCUGGCUGCCACUAUCACAAGGUUCAUCAAGCAAACGGAUCAAUGGCUUUCUGCCACUCAUGCUCUCAACACCGCUGUUAAGGAAAUUGGAGACUUUGAGAACUGGAUGAAGACCAUGGAAUAUGAUUGUAAAAGUAUCACUGCAGCUAUACAGAACAUUCACCAAGGGUGAUCUCGCUGCAAGUUUUCAUACAAAUUACCAUAGAAUCACUAUGAUUAGUGCUUCAGAGUUCAGACAGAUUACAACCAAGGAACAACUCUUCCAAAUCACAUCUUUGUUAGGGUGCAGAAGAAAUAGUGGUAGCUGAAAGAGUUGCUGCUCUUCAGGCACUACCCUAGCAGUUGAUUUUUCCUUAAGUUUGUCAACAAAUCUUCUUUGUAGUGUAGCUUUGUUAUUGAUAUAUUGUCUUGGCUCUAAGCCUUUCCUAUAUGUAAUUCCGGUAGCUGGUUUUGUCUCUUAACCUUUCAUUGUUAUUGUAAUUAAUGA